Molecule: messenger RNA, 501 nt
Organism: Bipolaris victoriae FI3
Lineage: Eukaryota; Fungi; Ascomycota; Dothideomycetes; Pleosporales; Pleosporaceae
Exons: 1
Coding region: 1-501 (166 amino acids)
Source: RefSeq, a predicted model, not a curated record
AUGACUACCAACAGGCCCUUUCUCGGGGGCUUCCUCGCUGCCUUUCGCGCCCAGCAGCCCUCUCUCCAAAAGACCGUGUCCUCGCAAGCUGCCUCUGUCGCAUCCUACGCCCAGAACACCACCCCAGCACAACAGCAACAGGCCCGUGACUCGGCUGCAGCCGCCUCGCGCACCAUUACUGCAAAGGCGCGAUCUCCUUCACCGGGCGCGACCGUUGCUGUCCAAGGAACCGGCCACUUCCAGCCCACCAGACAGCACGCCCCUCCUCCCUACACCCGCUCCACAUCGCCCCAGGCGAAAGCCUUCCCCAUACCAGGCGCGUCGCAACGGAGCAGGAGAGGCUCAGACAGCUCUUCGGACGGCUUCCAUGAGGCCAUGGGCGCAGAAAAAUGGUAUAUUGGUGGCCGCACCGCCACAGGCGAGGAGAAGUUUUACAAGCUUGGCAUGGUUAAGCGACACAAGAGCGCGGAUCGCUUGAGCCUGGAUAAGCUCAGCAUAUGA